AUGCUCGCGGCCAAUUCAGCAGCAGCCAAGAAGGCGCCGUCAAUGAGGGCGCUUACAGCGAGAAUGAAGGAAAUUCAACUAUCAUUCAAUGACAUCUGGAGGUUUAUGCAAGAAUUCAAGGAAUCCAAUACAGCAACCGAGGUGCAGGUACGCCUUGCUAAAUUGGAGGAGCUGUGGGAAGGUUUUAGCGAUGUGAUGGUGGAGAUUUUUGCACACGAUAACUACAGUGCAGAAACUAGUUGUUUAGAAAAAGAGCGAAUGGAAUUCAGCGACCGUUAUUACGAAGUCAAAUCCUUUCUGGUGGACAAGACUAAGGAGCUUGAAGAGCCACAUCGAUUAGCAAAUUCAACCCGAGUAGGAGACGUUACAACGCACGGUGGUAUGGACCACGUCCGGUUGCCGCAAAUUAAAUUGCAAAGUUUUAAUGGAGACAUCGAUGAGUGGUUGAGUUUCCGAGAUUUGUUUACAUCGCUCAUCCACUGGAAUGAAGAUCUACCGGAAGUAGAGAAAUUCCAUUAUCUCAAGGGGUGUUUGCAGGGAGAGCCAAAGAGUUUAAUCGAUCCGCUGCAAAUUACGAGAGCCAACUAUCAGGUAGCCUGGGAGUUGCUACUUAAACGGUACAACAAUUGUAAACAGCUUAGGAAGCGCCAGGUUCAAGCGCUUUUCAGAUUGCCCACACUGACCAAGGAAUCAGUAUCCGAUCUGCAUACUCUCAUUGAAGGCUUCGAGAGAAUAGUGCAGACCCUGGAUCAAGUAGUUCAACAGGCGGACUACAAGGACCUCCUUCUAGUAAACAUUCUUACGGCACGAUUGGAUCCGGUCACUAGAAGGGGGUGGGAAGAGGUUUCAUCAGCAAAGGAACAGGAUACUUUAGCGGAUUUGACGGAAUUUCUACGACGUAGGGUACAGGUUUUGGACUGCCUACCAUCCAGGUGCAGUGACACUAGGGGUGUCCCGCAACAACAUCCAAGGCAGAAACAUUCCAUAGCUAGGGUAUGCUAUAAUUCCAACCAAGGGUCUGGGGGACGCUGUACGGCUUGUACGUCGGAUCAUCCGCUUUAUUUGUGCAACACAUUCCAGAAAAUGACAGUGGUGGAAAGAGAUGCAUUAUUAAAAACUCAUGCUCUUUGCCGCAAUUGUUUCCGAGUUGGCCAUCAGGCGAAAAAUUGCACAUCCAAAUAUUCGUGUAGAAACUGCAGAGGUCGUCACCAUACGUUAGUUUGUUUCAAUCAAAGGAAGAAGGAAACCAAGGUUGCAGCGGUUGCAAGGGAUAAUACACUACCUUCCAAGGACUCGGACAAUCCAGCCUCUACCCAAACGGCUAAUAUGGCAGCCGUGAAUAUUCAGGUAUCCGGAGCAGCUCGUCAGCAUGCUUCCCAUGUGCUUCUGGCCACAGCAGUUGUCACGGUCGAAGACGAUGAUGGCAAUCGGUUCCCUGCCCGCGCUAUGCUGGAUUCAGGAUCAGAAAGUAAUUUUAUCACCGAACGGUUAAGCCAACGUUUAAAGGUGACUCGUGAUCGGGUUAAUAUAUCGGUCGUCGGGAUAGGUCAAGCUUCAACCACAGUAAAACAGAGGUUAAAAACGUUGAUACGGUCUCGAGUUUCACUGUUCUCGCGCGAACUAAGCUUCCUAGUUCUUCCAAGAGUGACAGUUAGUCUUCCGACUACAACAAUUGAUAUGGAAAGGUGGAACAUCCCGAGCGGCAUCCAAUUAGCCGAUCCAGCAUUCUUCGAAUCCCAUGGGGUGGACUUAGUGCUAGGUAUUGAAGCAUUCUUUGAUUUCUUUGAAACUGGCCGAAGGAUUUCGUUGGGAGAGCAACUACCUACACUAAAUGAAUCGGUCUUCGGUUGGGUAAUUUGCGGUGGUUCUGCAGCACCAAGCCAACCCUGGCAAAUUAGAUGCAAUGUGUCCACUUCAGAUCAGCUAGAUACAUCAAUCUCUCGCUUCUGGGCUUGUGAAGAGGUGGAUAAUGUUAGAACUUAUUCACCAGAAGAACGACGAUGUGAAGACAUUUUUACACAGACGGUACAACGCUACACAGAUGGGCGUUACACCGUUGCCUUGCCGAAAAGGAAGGACAUCCUAAUCAACCUGGGCGAUUCAAGGGACAUCGCAUUCAGACGUCUUCAGGGAACCGAACGUAGACUGGCAAGAGAUGAAAAUCUGCGGAAGGAAUAUACCACUUUUAUGAACGAAUAUCGGCGACUCGGGCACAUGCAGAGGAUCGACGACACGGAUUCGGUUCAACGAUGCUACUUGCCGCACCAUCCCGUCGUCAAAGAAUCUAGUACCACCACUAAGGUCAGGGUCGUGUUCGAUGCCUCAUGUAAAACGGCCACUGGGGUGUCUCUCAACGACGUUUUACUGGUGGGACCAGUGAUACAGGAAGAUCUUCGUUCAAUUAUCCUGCGAAGUAGGACCAAGCAAGUCAUGCUCGUGUCCAACGUGGAGAAAAUGUUCCGCCAAAUAAACAUUUGUCCCGAAGAUCGACCGCUCCAAUGCAUCCUUUGGCGAAACUCGCCAUCCGAGAAAGCUCAAACCUACGAGCUUAAAACCGUGACCUACGGAACUAAACCAGCCCCAUUUCUGGCCACCAGGACUCUACAUCAACUGGCAGUUGACGAACAAGAACGGUUUCCGCUAGCGGCGAGUGCUACAAUCCAUGACACCUACAUGGAUGAUGUCAUCACAGGGGCGGACAGCAUAGAAACUGCGCUAGAACUGAGGAUUCAGUUAGAUGAAAUGAUGUCACGGGGGGGUUUCCGGCUUAGAAAGUGGGCUUCGAACUCUCCAGACGUAUUAAAGGGCGUUCCUGAGGAUGGAUUGACCAUUCGCGCUUUGGAAGGAAUUAAUCUUGAUCCAGACUCAUCGGUGAAAACAUUAGGCUUGACCUGGAUGCCUGUGCCAGAUACACUUAAAUUCAGUUUUGCUAUCCCUACUCUAAAUGAUAAAUUAUCACUAACUAAACGAUAUGUACUGUCGGUCAUAGCUACACUCUUCGACCCACUGGGACUGUUAGGCGCUACUAUCACGUCAGCAAACAUUUUCAUGCAAAGGUUGUGGACGUUACGCGACGACGGCGGUAACCCUCUGAGCUGGGAUCAAUCACUGCCUCCAACGGUGGGUGAGGCUUGGGUGAAAUUUCAGGAACAAAUUCCCCAACUCAAUGAUUUGCGUAUUAGGCGGUGUGUUAUUAUCUCACAGCCUGUCGUCGUGGAGGUUCAUUGUAUUUCUGAUGCCUCGGAGAAGGCAUACGGUGCAUGUCUAUAUUUGAAGAGUAUAAACGCUGAGGGAGAGGUCAGAGUGCAUCUAUUAUCUUCCAAAUCAAGAAUAGCUCCAUUAAAAUGUCAAACGAUUCCGCGGCUAGAACUUUGCGGUGCAGAACUAGCAGCGAAACUGUUCGAAAAGGUGAAUGGCGCGAUACGCCUAGCGGCACGGACUUAUUUUUGGACGGACUCUACCUGCGUGUGA
Molecule: messenger RNA, 3471 nt
Organism: Wyeomyia smithii (pitcher-plant mosquito)
Lineage: Eukaryota; Metazoa; Arthropoda; Insecta; Diptera; Culicidae
Exons: 1
Coding region: 1-3471 (1156 amino acids)
Source: RefSeq, a predicted model, not a curated record